CGCCCCCCGGGGAGGCCGGCGGAAGCCCCGUAGUGGACGGAGGCUUUUUUUUCCCGGCCGGAGGGGGUUGCCAUGGAAACGCAGGCGGCAGAAAGCCGUUCCAUCUUCAUGUGCAAGUGCUGCAACCUGUUUUCGCCAAACCAGGCCGAGCUCCUGUCCCACGUGUCCGAAAAGCACCGGGAAGAAGGGGUCAAUGCAGAGGACAUCAUCAUUCCUCUGCGGCCGUUGACCGCCGAACCCGCCGAUCCCGCCCAAGGCAGACCACCGGAACCGUCGGCGGCGAAGAGGAAACGGGGCCGGCCCAAGGGGUCUACCAAGAAGCCGCACGCCUCCGAGGGCUCGGUGGAGAACAGCGGCGGCAGCCCCAGCGGAGAGAAUGCUCUGGGGGCCACGGCGGAGGAGGAGGAGGAGGAAGAGGAGGAGGAGGAAGAUGAGGGCAGCCCCUCGGGCCCGCCGCCGGGCCCCCUGGAGUGCCCGAAGUGCGGCCGGAGGUUCUCCAACGGCCGCCAGCUCAGGAAGCACAUCUGCAUCAUCGUGCUCAACCUCGGCGAGGAGGAGGGAGAACCAGGUAAUGAUUCUGACGUUGAACUUGACAGGAAGGAUAAGGAAGCCGAGCGACAAAGAGCGGUCCGACGGCCCCGGGUCCAGAGAGCUGAGCGAAUCCAGAGGGGCGGCCUGGCCAAGGACGCGGGGCCCGGCCCAGGGCCUAAAAACCCCAUCGUCAGCGUGGUGUUGACCGCCCACGAAGCUAUCCCAGGCGCCACCAAGAUCGUUCCAGUUGAGGCGGGCGCCACGGAGACGGAAGGCGCCGAUCCCGAGGUGGCCCCCCCAGAGCCAGCUCUCCGCAAGGGCUACCAGGAGUACGCCAUUCAGCAGACCCCCUACGAGCAGCCGACGAAGUCCAGCAGGCUCGGCCCCACCCAGCUGAAGAUCUUCACGUGCGAGUACUGCAACAAGGUGUUCAAGUUCAAGCACUCGCUCCAGGCCCACCUGCGCACCCACACCAAGGAGAAGCCCCACCGCUGCCCCCACUGCAGCUACGCCAGCGCCAUCAAGGCCAACCUGAACGUCCACCUGCGCAAGCACACGGGCGAGCGCUUCAGCUGCGACGCCUGCGCCUUCACCUGCCUGAGCAAGGGCCACCUGAAGGUCCACGUGGAGCGCGUGCACCAGAAGAUAAAGCAGCACUGCCGCUUCUGCAAGAAGAAGUACUCGGACGUGAAGAACCUCAUCAAGCACGUGCGCGAGGCCCACGACCCCGAGGAGCCGCGGGUCGCCGGGGCCCUGGACGAGCUGCGCCUCCUGACCCGCGAGGGCAAGAGGCAGCUCCUCUACGACUGCCACGUCUGCGAGCGCAAGUUCAAGAGCGAGCUGGACCGGGACCGGCACAUGAUGGUCCACGGCGACCGCUGGCCCUUCGCCUGCGAGCUGUGUGGCCACGGUGCCACCAGGUACCAGGCGCUGGAGCUGCACGUGCGCAAGCACCCCUUUGUCUACGUGUGUGCGCUGUGCUGGAGGAAGUUCGUCAGCUCCAUCCGCCUGCGCGCCCACAUCCGGGAGGCCCACGCCGAGGCCUCCGAGGCCGCCCUCUUCGCCCGCUCCAUCGACCAGAGCUUCUGCCUGCUGGAGCCCGGCGGGGACCUCCAGCCGGAGGCGCUCGGCCCCCUCCCUCCGACGCCCGCGGCGGGUGGCGGAGGCGGUCCGGGGCCCGGGGACGUCCGGGUCCCCUCGUCUGCAGGUCUGGGCGCCCCGGAGGCGGGCCGUGCCCCCGAGACGGCGGGCGAGCCCACGGCCGGAGGACCGUCGGCGGACGGACCGCCGACAGGCGGACGGUCGACAGACAGGCUGACAGCAGACGGACUGAUGGCAAAUGGAUUGACAGCGGGUGAACUGUUGGUGGGUGGGCUGAUGGGGGGAGAACUGACGGGGGGCGGGCUUUCGGCGGGCGGACUGACAGUGGACGAACUGACCGCAGAUGACCUGACGCUGGACAACGGGGCCUCCGCGCUCCGCUUGCCCAGGGACUCUGAAGGUUUCCUGCUGGGAAGCACCAGUUCUCCCCACCCCGGAGCCCAACCCGCCACCCCCGCCGAGGGCCAGGGCGAAGGGGUGCCCCUGACGUCGCCCCGAGGCCCGGGCCCCGAGCCGGACCCGGAGAGCGCGGGAGCCGAGAGCCCGCUCCCAGCCGGGCACCCGCCGCUUCCCCUGGCCCUGCGGGAAGGGGAGCCCAGCCCGUGCCCCAAGCAGCCCCCCGGGCCGCUCAGCGAGCCCCUUCCUCCAGCGGCGGGGGGCGGCUCGGGGGCGUUCUUGCAGAUCCUGGACGGCUUGCACAAGAGGCAGAUGAACACGGACCUGUGCGAGCGCAUCCGCAAGGUGUACGGCGACCUGGAGUGCGAAUACUGUGGGAAGCUGUUUUGGUACCAGGUCCAAUUAGAUAUGCACAUCCGUACCCACACACGGGAACACCUGUUCCACUGUUCCCAGUGUAGCUACUCGUCCGUCACCAAGAACUGCCUGAAGCGCCACGUCAUCCAGAAGCACAGCAAUGUCCUCCUCGAGUGUCCCACCCAGGGCUGCGGCUACUCCACGCCGGACAAGUACAAGCUGCAGGCCCACCUCAAGGUCCACACCGAGCUGGACAAAAGGAGCUACUCCUGUCCCGUGUGCUCCAAGUCCUUCUCCGAAGAUCGCCUAAUCAAGUCCCACAUCAAGACCAAUCACCCCGAAGUCUCAAUGAACACCAUCUCCGAGAUUCUUGGCCGCAGGGUACAACUGAAAGGACUGAUUGGGAAAAGAGCCGUGAAGUGUCCCUACUGUGAUUUUUAUUUCAUGAAGAACGGCUCAGACCUCCAGCGGCACAUCUGGGCUCACGAAGGUGUGAAGCCGUUCAAGUGUUCCCAGUGCGAGUACGCCACCCGCAGCAAGAGUAAUCUGAAGGCUCACAUGAACCGGCACAGCACCGAAAAGACCCACCUCUGCGACAUGUGCGGCAAGAAGUUCAAGUCGAAAGGCACCUUGAAGAGCCACAAACUGCUCCACACGGCGGACGGGAAGCAGUUUAAAUGCACCGUGUGUGACUAUCAUGCCGCCCAGCAGCCCCAACUCCUCCGCCACAUGGAGCAACACGCCUCUUUUAAGCCCUUCCGCUGUGCCCACUGCCAUUAUUCCUGCAACAUCUCCGGCUCGCUGAAGCGCCAUUACAACCGGAAGCAUCCCAACGAGGAGUACGUUAACGUGGGCACGGGCGAGCUUGCUGCCGAAGCCCUGAUCCAGCAGGGAGGCAUCAAGUGUCCAAUUUGCAGUUUUGUCUAUGGUACCAAGUGGGAAUUCAACAGGCACCUGAAGAACAAGCACAGUCUGAAGCUGGUGGAGAAUGACGGUGGCACCAAGUGGGAGCUCACCACAGAGAUCUCUGAAGAAGCAGCCACCCAGUACCUGCACAUCGCGGAGGCUGAAGAAGAUGCCCAGGGAACCCAGGCGGCAGUAGCAGCCCUGCAAGACCUGCGGUACACAGCUGAGAAUGGGGAGAGGCUGGACCCCACGGCCGUCAACAUCCUCCAGCAGAUCCUCGAGCUGGGCAACGAGAGUCACGACGCCGUCGCCUCCGUCGUGGCCAUGGCGCCAGGGACCGUCACCGUGGUGGAGCAGGUGACGGAAGAGGAGCAGGCGUCCGGCCACACGGUGAUGAUUCAGGAGACCCUGCAGCAGGCGUCGGUGGAGCUGGCCGAGCAACACCACCUGGUCGUGUCCGCGGACGAGGUGGAGGGGAUCGAGACGGUGACGGUCUACACCCAGGGCGGGGAGCCCUCCGAGUUCAUCGUGUAUGUACAGGAGGCCCUGCAGUCCGCUGACCAACCAGCCGCAGACCAGGCCAUGCCGGACCCUUAGGGGCCCACGCCUGGCUGGUCUCAGUCCAAGCAGUAGCUCCUCUUCCUCCGCCGCCCGCCAUCCACCAGUACCUCCCAGUGGGAGCGGCCGCCACGUCAGCUGGGGGUCACUGAUCCGUGAGGUGGGAGGGAGAACCGGACCUCCCCGAGUUUGGUCCUGGGGGAAGACAGCCCUCCGUCGCUCGGGGUUGUCCAGGGGAAUCACUCUGCCUCGUGGUAGUGGCCCCGGCCUCCACCCUGUCCCGGCGAGGGCAAGCGGCGUCUAUCGUUCCGCACACCCGGAUCUCAAGGGUGGGGGCCCUGGGACCGGAGCGGUGGUGGAUGUCUCUGGAGAUAUUCCCAUCAUGCCCCAUAGCUGCCAGCAGCGGGCUCAUGUGACCUCUCACUCUGCCGCAGGGAGCUCUUUGACCCCUCUUCCCUUCGGCUGGCUCUCCUGUCUCCUCCAACCUUCAACCUCCGCGCGCCCCGUCCGCUCCCCGCCCUGGCGAUUCCGACCUGUUCGUUUCCAUUCCGCGUCCCCCGAGCCAAAACGCUUGCCCGCGAGGGUCAGCAUGGCCUGGGGUUGAAGGACUACAGGGCUGUCACUUGCCCACAGCAUCGGCCUGCUGUUUCACAUCCAAGAACGGAAUCCAGACCCAUUAGACUUCGAGUUUCCUGAGCAGUGAGCAAUUUUCGCUUUGAUCUCCUUCUGCGUGGUGCACUCUCUGCUGUCCGCAGAGGAGCCGGGACACAUCUCUCUUCUGCCUUGCCUCUGAUUGCGACAAUAAACGGACCAAACUA
Messenger RNA from Tachyglossus aculeatus (Australian echidna), 4667 nucleotides. RefSeq names its product zinc finger and AT-hook domain containing (gene ZFAT). The record is from RefSeq and is a predicted model, not a curated record. NCBI's taxonomy places the organism in Eukaryota, Metazoa, Chordata, Mammalia, Monotremata, Tachyglossidae. Gene Ontology annotation, biological process: regulation of DNA-templated transcription. The transcript has 16 exons. Bases 73 to 3888 code for a protein of 1271 amino acids. Gene Ontology annotation, molecular function: RNA polymerase II cis-regulatory region sequence-specific DNA binding; DNA-binding transcription factor activity, RNA polymerase II-specific.